Patiria miniata (bat star) is the source of this 1759-nucleotide messenger RNA. RefSeq names its product melatonin receptor type 1B-like. The record is from RefSeq and is a predicted model, not a curated record. The transcript has a single exon. Gene Ontology annotation, cellular component: membrane. Lineage: Eukaryota; Metazoa; Echinodermata; Asteroidea; Valvatida; Asterinidae. Gene Ontology annotation, biological process: G protein-coupled receptor signaling pathway. Bases 728 to 1759 code for a protein of 343 amino acids. Gene Ontology annotation, molecular function: G protein-coupled receptor activity.
UUGGAGUUGGGGAGGUCUGAGUUAACACUGGAAUUAUCGUGAGGCGACUAAAACUCUCCGACUAACGCGGAACAAUCUCCUGACCAUACAUCGAUGGCAGCUUGGACUCUGUGGAAUGUUGGCCAGACCAAAAUUCCAACAUUGUCCAAUGUGACAUCUUCGACGCUGUUUGAUGAGACAACGCCGCUUUAAACGGGUCAGGAAAGUCGAAUGUCCAUAGAGGGCGAUGUUAAUAGAGGCUGUAUGAAGGAUUGGUCGAUAUUGUGAUAGCGUUGAAGUGCCGAAUAUGUGGCGGCAGAUGAUAGAUGUGCUGCAACUUAGGUUCCCCUUUCUUUUUAGGAGACUUAUCGAUCAGUCAAUUUGCUGCUCUUGGUGCCACGGGUCUUGUCCGUACCCUGAAGGAAUCGCUGCGGCAGAAAGUCGGGAGAAUCGUUUGAGAUACGGCAUAUAUGUGGGGCUAGCGUAUUAAAGAAACCUGAUAUAAACCAGUAACACAUUGCAGACUAGCUUAGACUGAACAUGACCUCUUCAAUGAUAGGCUGAAUACACGCCAACUCUUCAGAUGAUUAUGGCUCAUGUCCGUAGAAAAUGUGAAAGACAAAAUCUCAGUGCACCAAACCGUCUACAGUAGUUGGGACCGAUCGCAGUGAAAGCUGUUUAUUCUACUAAAGAAAGGCACUUUGUUACUUCCAUUCUGACAGACUAGCACUUUGACAAUCCUACAGUCAUGGAUGUUAACACCACCAAUGUCAUCGUCGGCAGUCUCUCCGGCCCACUGCGAGUUCUUUACGGCUCUGCCGUCAUCCUCGCCUGUAUCUUAGGCAUCACGGGAAAUGGUCUGGUCAUCCUCUCAAUCGCUACCACGCCCAAGCUCCGUACCUCCCACAACGCCUUCGUGUUCAACCUCAGCAUCGCAAAUCUACUGCUGUCGGUCUUCACCAUGCCGUUCUACGCCACGGCCAUCCUGGCUGAGGGCUGGCCUCUCAGCCCCUCUCUCUGUCGACUUCAAAUCGAGCUCUCCUUAAACCUCUGGCAGGUGUCUGUACUCACUCUGGCCGCCGUUGCAACCAAUCGCUAUCUCCUGGUCGCCAAGUCAGCUGAGACAUACAGCCGCUUUUGCGGCUUCAAACAGAUUGCUGUUAUCCUCUUCCUGGUCUGGUUGGAGGGUCUUUCAAUGUCCUUGCUUGCCGAGUUUGUCAUCGAGGUGGACAUCAGGUAUGUACCAGAAUUUUCCAGCUGUGCCCUGAACCCGUGGCACUCACCCUCGAAUCACUUCAUCACGGCACUGAUCAGCAUCUUGGUAAUGACUGUAAUGAUCAUUAUACCAGUGCAGUAUUUCCGCGUCCUGCUGGUGGUUCGAGCCAGCAGGCAACGCGUCGGGCGCGCCGUAGGGAUGGAGCUAUCUACAGCCGGGCAGCAGCAGAACGGGCCCCGCCGAGCUUGUCCCAAUUGCAACCUCCCAGGACCAGCGGGGGUCACCAAGGAGGAAAUAAAACUCAUCAAGAUGUUCAUUCUUCUUUCCCUUGUCUACACGAUCUCCUACUUGCCAAUCUCCAUCGUCUACCUUUUUGUUGCUAUCUUUCCCGUGCUCAUCCGAGGUGCACGUUUCGGAGCGUUUGUCCUUUCGAUAGCACCAGCCGUUAAUCCGGUAGUCUACGCUUGGAUGAACAGAGGUAUCCGAAAAGCUUGCUACCGACUUCUCAGAUGCAAACGUAUGGUUACGAGUCCAAGGUUGGAGAGGCAGUUAGAACAGGCAUAG